UGCAGAACGAAUCCGCUGGACCCGUGCCGUCCUAUUGAGACGCAAGAGGCAUAGACACUAGCCUGCAUCUGAGCACAACAACACCAGCUACCAUCAUCACAACAGGACACUAGUACAUCUAGGAUACUGCCGGAGGAUUUGGCCGAGAAGUUGCAUGUGCAGGAGUGUUGGUGUACUCAAGCGGGACAGAAGGAAUGGGAUACCCGGGCAGAGGAUGGACGCUCCUGGUGUGGGUCGCUGCUGUCAGCCUGGUACUAGCAGACGGAAGGAGGGUGAGACAGCCCAGAUGCCCCGUUGGAUGUACCUGCACCAAAGAUAACGCCCUGUGUGAGAACGUCCGAUCUGUACCUCAUACUUUCCCCCCAGACGUCGUUUCACUAUCUUUUGUCAAAUCUGGGUUUAAUGAAAUCACAGGAGGAAGCUUUGUUCACACACCUGCCCUGCAACUACUAUUGUUCACUGCAAAUUCCUUUGACCUGAUAGAUGAGGAUGCAUUCCUGGGUUUACCUCAUUUGGAAUAUUUAUUUAUUGAAAACAACAGAAUUGCAUCAAUAUCUCCAUUUGCUUUCCGGGGCUUGAAAGCACUCAUACAUCUGAGUCUGGCUUACAACAACCUUGAGACACUGCCCAAAGAUGUCUUCAAGGGCAUGGAUGCUUUGACCAAAGUGGAUCUACGAGGCAAUAAUCUAAUAUGCGACUGCAAGCUGAAGUGGUUGGUGGAGUGGAUGCAUCACACUAAUGCCACCUUGGACCAGAUUUACUGCAGCGGCCCACCCAUCCACCAAGGGAAGAAACUAAACGACCUGCAGCCACAGUCUUUUGAUUGCCUCGCAUCAGAGUUUGCUUCCUACCAGUCCCUGAAGUUUGAGUCAAUUUCGGUGGAGGCCUUCACCUUUGGUAAAGAUCAGUACAUUGUGUUUGCCCAACCGUUUGCUGGAACGUGCAGCUUCCUGGAAUGGGAUCAUGUUGAGAUGACCUUUAGGACCUAUGACACCGUUGAAAGCACCUCCACUGUGGUGUGUAAACCCAUGGUAAUCGAUAACCACCUCUUUGUUAUUGUGGCUCAGCUUUUUGGUGGCUCACACAUUUACAAACGAGACAUCUCCGCCAAUAAGUUCAUCAAGAUCCAGGACAUUGACAUCCUGAAGAUUCGAAAACCCAACGACAUUGAGACAUUCAUUAUUGACGGAGAGUCUUUCUUUGUGAUUGCGGACAGCUCAAAGGCUGGCUCCACAACGGUGUACAAAUGGAACGGCAAUGGUUUCUACUCCCACCAAUCCCUUCACCCAUGGUACCGGGACACAGAUGUAGAAUAUUUGGAGAUCUCAAACAAACCCCACCUGAUCCUGUCCAGCAGUUCCCAGAGACCUGUGGUCUACCAGUGGAACAGGAGCCAGAAACAGUUUGAUCGCAGGACAGACAUACCUGACAUGGAAGAUGUCUUCUCCGUCAAACACUUCCGGGUCAAAGGUGAGCUGUUUAUAUGCCUGACAAGAUUCAUCGGGGACUCCAAGGUGAUGCGCUGGGACGGCGCCAUGUUCAAAGAGGUCCAGACAUUUCCUUCCCGUGGCUCCAUGGUGUUCCAGCCCGUCUCUAUCGGCAACUGGCAGUACGCCAUCUUGGGCAGCGAUUACUCACUGACUCAGGUCUACCAAUGGGACACCAAGAGGAGCCAGUUUGUCCCAUCUCAGGAGCUGAAUAUCCAGGCACCUCGGGCAUUUUCUCUGGUUUCCAUUGAUGACCGGGUGUUCCUGCUUGCAUCCAGCUUCAAGGGAAAGACUCAGAUAUACGAGCACCUCAUGAUUGAUUUAAGUAAUUAAACCCACCAGCAGUUCUGGAUAAAUGAUGUGCACUAACACUCAAAUGUUUUUUUUUUUUUUUGGUAUUUUGAUCUAAACUUCAUAUUUACACCAGAAAACCACCAGCAAUAAAUUCAAUUCAUUCAGUUAAGUUUAUAAAACUAUAAAUCCAAAAAGAAUGCUUCCAGCAAAGGUUUGAGAUAUUAUUAAUUCAUAAUCGUAAGAUUAAGUGGUUGGAAUUCUUACAUUGAUUACAAUAACAAUGAUUAUUCUGGCUGGUCCUUCUCUUUCCCAUGUCAUUUAAUACAGUGCCUAUACUCUUCACCCCCUUGGAUGUUUGACCCUUUUAUUGAUUUUAUAAAUCAAUCAUGGACAUUAUAAUUUGGCUUUUUUUGGAAAAUAGAGCAAACUCCUUUUUAAUGUCAAAGUGAAAACAGAUUUCUAAAAAAGUCAUAUCAAUCAGAUAGAAAUAUGUUAGGCAAAAUAAGUGACUUUAUAAAUGUUUACCCCUUCAAGUCAGUAUUUAGUACAUGCAAUCACAGCACUGAGUCUGUGUGGAUAAGUUGCACAUCUGGACACUACAAUUAUA
Cheilinus undulatus (humphead wrasse) is the source of this 2388-nucleotide messenger RNA. It is a transcript of the gene lgi1b, whose product is annotated as leucine-rich, glioma inactivated 1b. The transcript is spliced from 10 exons. Bases 195 to 1820 code for a protein of 541 amino acids. Gene Ontology annotation, molecular function: protein binding. The record is from RefSeq and is a predicted model, not a curated record. Lineage: Eukaryota; Metazoa; Chordata; Actinopteri; Labriformes; Labridae. Gene Ontology annotation, biological process: myelination.